This is a messenger RNA of Zeugodacus cucurbitae (melon fly), 977 nucleotides long. RefSeq lists its product as uncharacterized. The transcript has a single exon. Bases 134 to 862 code for a protein of 242 amino acids. Lineage: Eukaryota; Metazoa; Arthropoda; Insecta; Diptera; Tephritidae. The record is from RefSeq and is a predicted model, not a curated record.
GUUUUCUUAACAGAGAUGUGAAUGUAUGACAUUUGAUUUGAAAUUUCAAGUUUAAAAUAUAAAUGUUCGUUUAAAAAAAGUGAUGUAAAUAAUAAAAAUCUAAAAUCAAACAACCGUGCAGCGGCAGCUCGCGAUGGACGCUGAGGAGGCACACUCGAUUGCCAGUUUUAAUUCACAAUCCCCUCCUUUGCUGUACAGUAGCUCGACAAGUUUCACCAUUCAACACAGCGUCAAUAUGCAUAAUAUAAUCGCAGACUUUCAGAUCCACCAAAGGAGGAAGCAAAACGCCUUGCCUCGGAAGAAAGUAUACAUUGAACGUGAGAAGCUGCGUCGCAUGGAAAUAUCAGCACCAAUGCCGAGCUCAUCGCACCAAGAGCCACGCUUACAUCAAACAAAUGAAAGGCAAGUCAAAACGAACAGCGGUUAUGAAAUGCGAAAAUCACCCAAACGGAAUGCCAAUAUUAUUCAGUUGCAUCCAAAACAAUUGGAUAGGGUGCAAAAACAAGAAGCCCCUUCAGCGGUAAGAUUCUUCGAAGAUUGUGUGCUGCCAGAACUGAAGGCACACUUACCUCAGCCCAAGUCAACUAUUGAUGGUGUACUCAACUUUGAGUUGCAGCCAAGUGUGUCCGGCAACGAAUGUACUUAUGCCAGUAUUUACGAAAUACCGCCCGCAGCCCAGACUUUUCAGCGCAGCGAUUGCUUGAGAAACCGCAGCGAAGACGGGUUGUUGAACGAAAUCAUGCAGGAGAGUAAUACGCGCAGCGUUUCGGUCACAGCGUCGGACAAAAGUAAAAUGAUGAAUGAGCAGACGCAGUCGGAGGAUAAUGAAGGCGUCGCGGGGAAAAUCACUCGAGUAAUGUAACUGUGAAAUGCAGCUAAAUACUUGCUGUGAAAUAUGCCUUUAAAAUUACCACACAGUGUGAAAGCAAAAUAUACGGACACACGAAUAUAUUAAAAAUUAAUAAAUACCCAACAUA